Messenger RNA from Euleptes europaea (tarantolino), 1662 nucleotides. It is a transcript of the gene CWF19L1, whose product is annotated as CWF19 like cell cycle control factor 1. Gene Ontology annotation, molecular function: RNA lariat debranching enzyme activator activity. The transcript has 14 exons. Gene Ontology annotation, biological process: mRNA splicing, via spliceosome. The record is from RefSeq and is a predicted model, not a curated record. Gene Ontology annotation, cellular component: post-mRNA release spliceosomal complex. Lineage: Eukaryota; Metazoa; Chordata; Lepidosauria; Squamata; Sphaerodactylidae.
AUGGCGGCGCCGGGCGGAAGGAGGCCGCUGAGAGUGCUGGCGUGCGGCGACGCGGAGGGGCGCCUGGGGACCCUCUUCCGGCGCGUGGAGGCGGCGCGCAGGAAGGCCGGCGGCGGCGGAGCGGGAGGAGCCUUCGACCUGCUCUUGUGUGUCGGGAAUUUCUUUGGCUCUGCUCAAGAUCCAGAAUGGGAGGACUACCGAACAGGAACAAAAAAAGCUCCUAUUCAAACGUAUAUAUUGGGUGCCAACAAUGAAGAGACGGUUUGUCACUUUCCGGAUGUCAGCGGAUGUGAACUAGCUGAGAACAUCACUUAUCUGGGGCGCAAAGGAGUCUUCAGUGGAGCCUCCGGACUUCAGAUUGCGUACCUCAGUGGUGCCGAGUCCUCGCAGGAGCCAGCCCCGGCACACUGCUUUAGCUCUAAGGACGUGGCUGACCUCAGAGCAUCGUUGCUGUCCACUCCGAAGUUCAAAGGCAUCGACAUCCUGCUGACUUCGUGUUGGCCCAGAGGGGUAGAGAAGUUUGGAAACCAUCCUGGUGAAGUGGACACUAAUAAAUGUGGCUCUGGGCUCGUAUCUGCGCUAGCUGCCAGUCUAAAGCCAAGAUACCAUUUCAGUGCUCUACAGAAGAUCUACUACGAAAGACUGCCUUACAGAAACCACGCCGUUCUUCAGGAGUCUGCACAGCAUGUGAGCAGAUUCAUAGCCCUGGCAAAUGUUGGCAAUGAAGACAAGAGAAAGUACCUCUAUGCAUUCAACAUCCUUCCAAUGAGUUCCAUGGAGCCUGCAGAGCUGGUCAGACAGCCCCAGGAUGUCACGGAGAACCCGUACCGAGGGCCGGGAGGAUGGGAUCAGGAUGGGCUAAAUGCAGCCCCGUUUUUGACUCCGUAGGAAGAGCCCAGGAGCCAGUUUUUCUUUGAUCUAAGCAGCAAGCCCAGAGGAAAGAAGCGAACCUCUGAGGGUCGAGCCGGGCAGCAGCAGCCGCACACCAAGCGGCCCCCUUGCAAGCCCCCCCUGCCAACAGCAGCCUGCUGGUUUUGUCUGGCGAGCCCAGAGGUAGAGAAGCAUUUGGUGGUGAGCAUUGGGACACACUGCUACCUCGCCCUUGCCAAGGGGGGCCUCUCUCCUGACCACGUGCUGGUCUUGCCUGUCAGGCACUGUCAGUCGAUGGUGGAACUUGCUUCGGAGGUCGUAGAAGAAGUGGAGCAAUACAAGUCGGCCCUGAAGAAGUUUUUCCGGAGCAAAGGGAAAAGAUAUGUGGCGUUUGAAAGGAACUACCGGAGUCAGCACCUCCAGCUCCAGGUCGUUCCUGUGCCCCAAGAUUGCUGCACUACGGAAGACAUCAAGGAGGCCUUCGUUGUCCAGGCGGAGGAGCAGCGGAUUGAACUGCUGGAAAUCCCAGAACAUUCGGCUCUCAAGCAAAUAGUCCAGCCUGGAACACCCUAUUUCUACGUGGAGCUGGAUACCGGGGAGAAGCUCUUCCACCGCAUUGAGAAGCAUUUUCCCUUGCAGUUUGGCAGGGAAGUGCUGGCCAGUGAGGCCAUCCUUGGCAUGCCUGGCCGGGCAGACUGGAGGAGCUGCCAGAUGGGGAAGGAGGAGGAAGCUACGGCUGCCCAGGCCUUCCGCCAGGCCUUUGAGCCCUUCGACGUGGCCCAGGAGGACUGA